This is a messenger RNA of Nezara viridula (southern green stink bug), 408 nucleotides long. The record is from the annotation of a GenBank genome assembly. NCBI's taxonomy places the organism in Eukaryota, Metazoa, Arthropoda, Insecta, Hemiptera, Pentatomidae.
AUGGAAACUCUCAGAUGCUCCUACGAGCACCCCUGGAUGAUGUGGUAUGAUGGACUAGUUAGCUAUCCUCAACUUCUUAGCCGCUCCGCAGACGUGCCGGGUAUCCCCCAAGCACGUACUGUGCACGGCAACUGUUGCCUGAUUCAGAGCCUGCUGCAAUGUUGCAGGCCUGGUAGACCGCCGAAAAGGGCUCCUGUCGGACUCUCCUUGGCAGCGUCGCACCUCUCCCAGCAGAUCAAGAAGCACAGGAUGGACAACGGAGACUACCCAUCGGGCCAUGUUAGGGCCGUCCUGUUUACCCCCAUCUUGUUGAUUCCCUCUAUCUACACACCUUCAUUAGCAAAUCCUGCCCGCUAUGAUUUAGUUUGCUCUCGUAGUAUUCGUUGUAGCUCUUGUAGCCGUUGUUGA